GUUGAAGCCACUCGACACCCUUUACGCCUGCUUCAACAGUGCAGUGCAUACCGUCCUCCGACUCUUGGAAUUCUCGUAACGCGUCGUCGCUGUCCCAACGCGCGGAUUUUUUCAAGUGGGUCACUCUAAAAAGGUGACCGACGAUCGAACCAUCGCCCAUCGCGCCUGUGCCGCCCAUCUCCACCAAAGCCGCGUGCCGCGACGCCGACGUCCUCGAACACCUCGCCGCCGCCGCCGCUCAACCACCUCCGAGACAUCUCUACACACACAUUCUUUAGCCAUCGACCCAUCGCAUCCCAAAGGCAGCAUUGCAUCGACCCACCUGUCUGCCUAGUAGCAGCAAAGGCGACAACAUUCAUCUUAUCGCCUCUCGUUACACGUCAACAACAACCUCCCCUUCCCUCCCUCCCCUCCCCCUUCCACCAAGCAAGCAGCUUGCAGUGGCCAGGUUCCUCAACGGCAACUAGGCCACGCAACUCUAUCGGCGCGUAACAUCAAAUGCUCCGCUCGACCGUCCGCUCGGUGCUUCUGGCGCUCUCGUCAUUCAGCGCCAGCAACCCCAUCGAGGUUGUGACCGCGACCUUCAUCGUCGUCACCCUUGCCUACUUUCAGCUCCUGCAGGCUAUCAAGGGCUCUGAAAUCUUCUCACUACCCGCCCCAGCACCACCCGCGCGACCCGUGCACUAUGUUCGUCUGGCAGAAGGUCUUGCCGGCGCCGAGGCUGCUGGCUCAGCCUACACUGCCCCUCAUGCUUCCUAUGCCCACUCUCCGAUCUUGAGCUCUGGCGCUGGCGAAUGGCUCCCUGUCCAGUCCUCCGACUUCCGCCGCGCACUCGAGGCCAACGCGCUCGAGGGCGGCUACGUCUGGCCAAAGGAGAGCGGCGGAAACAAGAAGGGCAAGGCCGCCGCCAUCGUCCUCAUCAAGCAGUUGACUGUCGUCCGCGAGGACAGGGACACGGACGACGCGGCCCGCGACGCCUGGCGCGACUGGGUCGUCGACGACGUCGGAGUGACUCUGCACGAGAAGACGUACACCUACUCCGACCUGUGCUUUGACUGUCAGCGCAGCGGCAAGCCCCAGCUCGAGGAGAACCCCGUCAACCCCAACCAGGCGGUCCUCACCCUCCUGCUCCGUGCCCCCGCUCCCGACACCCCGACCCUCACUUACCUUGCCCAGCUCGCCAAGCUCCCCAGCUUCUCGGCGCCAGGCAGCAAUGCCACCCUCCGUGUUCUGCCUCCCUCGUCGACCGGUCCCAGCUGGCAGCUCCUCCCCAACAUGGAGACGACGGGUCUGUACAACCUUGCCGAGGCCAAGGCCAACGCCGAGGACGAGCAGAACCCCGCAGUCCGCAAGGUCCGCUGGGUCGGCUACGCGCUGCGAUCUCUUUUCUUUCGCUUCUACACUCUUGCCAGGAACGCCGACUCGGCAGACGUCUUUGUUGUCCUGCUGGGCUACCUGCUCAUGCACGUCGCCUUUGUGCGCCUGUUCAUGAACAUGCGCAAGCUCGGCUCCAACUUUUGGCUUCCUUUCGCUACCCUGAUCUCUUCCACCUUUGCCUUCCUGAUCGCCCUCCUCCUCGCCUACCUCCUCAACGUUACAAUCGACCCCAUCGUCCUUUCCGAGGCGCUGCCGUUCCUGGUCCUCACUGUGGGCUUUGACAAGCCCUUCCGUCUCGCCAGCGCCGUGUUUGAGCACCCCGAUAUCUCGCCGGUGGCGGCGUCCCCGGACGUGACCCCGAUUGACGACGUGCCGGACGAGGGCGGACUCGGCCUCGACCUCGGCCUCCUCCACCGCGAGCUGGCUCCCCUCGAGCGUCUCCAGAAGCUGGCCGACGGCAAGGGUAUCCGCUGGGUCGCCCCAGUUGCCGCCCGUCAGAUUGUCACCGACGCUGUCGGCUCUGUUGGUGUUGGCAUCGUCCGCGACUACGCCCUUGAAAUCGCCGUCCUCGCCAUGGGUGCCGCCAGCGGCAUCGGCGGCCUCCGCGAGUUCUGCUACCUUGCUGCUCUUGCCCUUGCCGUCGACUGCGUCUUCCUCUUCACCUUCUACGUUGCCAUCCUUUCCGUCAUGGUCGAGGUCCACCGUAUCAAGCUUGUCCGCGGCAACCGCCGCGCCAAGGCUGCGCUUAAGCGCAGUGCUUCGUCAGGAUCGCUCCUUACCCCUCUGAACGGCGCCGCCGACUCGUCGCGCAACUCGCCCGCCAAGACUGGCUCGUUCUUCUCCAAGCAGGCCGAGGAGGUGCCCAAGGUUGAGGGCCAGUCAGGUGACACUGUGUGGCGCCUCAAGUUCUUUGUUCUCAUCUCGUUCCUCAUCCUGCACGUCCUCAACCUCUGCACGACCUUGACCGAGCAGACGGCCCUCAAGCGUCACGUCUCCCACUCGAUUCCAACUCCUCGUGUUGACUCGCGCACUGGCAACUUGUCGCCGAUCCUCGAGGCGCUGUACAACUCGCAGCCGCCCAACACGGACAUGAUCGUCCAGAUCCUCACGCCAACGCACGUUGUUCAGACCCAGGACGGUCGCUCCGCCUCGCGUAUCGAGUCCAUCGACAACUUCAUGUCCGAGUGGUCGACUCUUGUUGGUGACCCGGUGCUUUCCAAGUGGAUUGUUGUCGUUCUCUUCAUCAGCGUUCUGCUCAACGGCUACCUGCUCAAGGGUAUCGCGUCCAACUCGAUUGGUGGCCAGGGCCCCGUCGCUGCUGCCGCCCAGGCUCUCGUCGGCGUCUUUGAGGCUGUUGACCAGCCCCGUCGCCGCGCCCGCUCGCCCUCCACCAUUGAGAAGUACCGCGCUCAGCGUGCCGCCGACGCCCGCCAGCACAUUCCCAACGGCACGAGCGCGCACAAGUCUCGCGCUUCGGUCACGUCAGUUAACGGUGAUGGUGACAAGACACCCAAGCACGCUCAGUCGUCAAGCCACACCAACGGCUCGGCCAAGCCUAACGGCGUGGCCAACGGCUCCGCUACCAACGGCGUCACUGCUAUCCCCGUCCACGUUAUUCCUCCCUCGGCCCCUGUCGUCCCUGUUAUUGCCAAGCCCGUCCUCGACAAGCGCAACUCGCCCCCUUCGUCGCAGUCCCAGCUUGCGUUCAACAGCCGCCGCUCGCUCGAGGAGUGCAUCGAGGUCUUUGCUGGCGGCGUCGGUGUCACCAACCUGUCCGACGAGGAGGUCAUUCUUCUGGUUCAGAAGGGCAAGAUUGCUCCGUACUCGCUCGAGAAGACUCUCAAGGACAACGACCGAGCUGUUCGCGUUCGCCGCGCUGUCGUCUCUCGCGCCUCGCUCACUCAGACCCUCGAAUCUUCGCUCCUGCCCAUGAACGACUACGACUACCAGCAGAUCAUUGGCGCCUGCUGCGAGAACGUCAUUGGCUUCAUGCCCAUCCCUGUGGGUGUUGCCGGACCUCUCAACAUCGACGGCCAGCUCCUCCACAUCCCCAUGGCCACUACCGAGGGCACGCUCGUUGCCUCGACCUCGCGUGGUUGCAAGGCCCUUAACGCUGGCGGUGGUGUCUCGACUGUUCUCACCCAGGAUGCCAUGACCCGUGGUCCGGCUAUCGACUUCCCCACCAUCAAGAUGGCCGCCGACGCCAAGGUUUGGAUUGACUCGGAGGAGGGUUUCCAGACGCUGUCGACUGCGUUCAACUCGACCUCGCGCUUUGCCCGUCUCCAGCACUUCAAGACUGCCCUCGCUGGCCGCACGCUCUACGUCCGCUUCGCCACCUCGACUGGUGACGCCAUGGGCAUGAACAUGAUCUCCAAGGGUACCGAGAAGGCCCUCGAGGUUCUCCAGCACCGCUACCCCGAGAUGGACGUUCUCGCUCUGUCGGGCAACUACUGCACGGACAAGAAGCCUGCUGCUAUCAACUGGAUCGAGGGUCGUGGCAAGAGCGUUGUCGCCGAGGGCAUUGUUCCCGGUCACGUUGUCAAGACUGUGCUCAAGACGACUGUCAAGGAGCUCUGCAACCUGAACAUGAAGAAGAACCUCAUUGGCUCGGCGAUGGCCGGUUCGAUUGGUGGCUUCAACGCGCACGCCUCCAACAUUCUCACCGCCAUCUACCUUGCCUGUGGACAGGACCCGGCCCAGAACGUCGAGUCGUCGAUGUGCAUGACCCUCAUGGAGCCGAUCAACAACGGCGAGGACCUGCUCAUCACCUGCUCGAUGCCCUCGAUCGAGGUCGGCACUGUCGGUGGCGGAACCAUCCUUUCGCCCCAACGCGCCAUGCUCGAGAUGCUCGGUAUUGCUGGCGCGCACCCCACCAGCCCUGGUGCCAACGCCCAGCGCCUUGCCCGCAUCAUUGUGGCCGCCGUCAUGGCUGGCGAGCUGUCGCUCAUGUCUGCGCUCGCUGCCGGUCACCUGAUCCAGGCGCACAUGAAGCACAACCGCUCGGUGCCGGCUACGCCCGGAGCCAUGACGCCGUUUGGUGGUAUGACGCCUGCUCUGCGCGAACAGAGCUUGAUCCAGAACCACCUGGGCUUGUCGCCCAAAAUCAGAUUGUCGCCGACCAAGCUGGUACAGAGUCAUCAGCCGCCGCAAUGAGCGAGCCGAGCGGCGCUAGCCGCGGCGAGCUAGACGGGUUUCCACCUUGGGACGCGUGCGUGUGUGUGUAGGGAGGAGUAGAGUCGUGAGGAGGCUGCCUGCAGGGGUGUGGAGAUUAUACAUAACUAGUAUUGCAUUACAACAUCAGACCGGCCUUAUCAAUGCAUGGAUUUUGACGA
This is a messenger RNA of Vanrija pseudolonga, 4709 nucleotides long. RefSeq names its product 3-hydroxy-3-methylglutaryl-coenzyme A reductase. The record is from RefSeq and is a predicted model, not a curated record. The transcript has 4 exons. Gene Ontology annotation, molecular function: hydroxymethylglutaryl-CoA reductase (NADPH) activity; protein binding. Gene Ontology annotation, biological process: ergosterol biosynthetic process; coenzyme A metabolic process; isoprenoid biosynthetic process. Lineage: Eukaryota; Fungi; Basidiomycota; Tremellomycetes; Trichosporonales; Trichosporonaceae. Bases 499 to 4530 code for a protein of 1343 amino acids. Gene Ontology annotation, cellular component: peroxisomal membrane; endoplasmic reticulum membrane.